This is a messenger RNA of Periconia digitata, 647 nucleotides long. The record is from the annotation of a GenBank genome assembly. Lineage: Eukaryota; Fungi; Ascomycota; Dothideomycetes; Pleosporales; Periconiaceae.
AUGGCUGGACCCUGGAACCCUGCGCUUGUCGCCACCUGUCUGCUGCUCGCUUCCAUCUCUCUCCCUCCCUCUCUGUCGCCAUCUCCCAUCCGUCUCUCUCGCCCAAUUUCAUCAACGUUGCUCGUUUCAUCCAUCACCACCAUCUUGACUCGCGGCCUAUACGUGCUGCCCGUUAUGGCCAAGAAGAGGCACGGCGCCUGAGGCAAUCAUCCGGCCGGGCCUAGGCUACAAGCGGGCGGGGGAGCGUUGCAACCUUGGCUUACCUUGCCUUGCCUUACUUACCUUGCACAACGACGACACGCACCGUCCCGACGCGCUGGAGCCGGCCUGCCUGCCUGCCAGCCUUAUUUGAGCCCCCCUGUUGGUCUCGCUCCCUCGCCCGCUUGCAAGCAGCCAGAGCCAGCCCGGCAAGCUCGCCAGUCAAUCAAUCACUCACUCACUCCCUCAAUCAGCCAACCCGUCUCAGCAGUCAGGUCGGCUGUCAGCCAGCCAGCACGUUUUGAAACGGUUAAGCCAGGCUUCCGAUCGCCCAGCAGCCCGCCACCGCCCACUCCAGGCCAUGGCCCCGGUUUGCGCUACUCACGCACCCAGCCGCUGUCAUUCACCCUCCUCUGCUUAGACGUAUACACGCCUACAUAUCUACCAUG